Messenger RNA from Penicillium macrosclerotiorum, 624 nucleotides. Its product is annotated as cupin domain-containing protein. Lineage: Eukaryota; Fungi; Ascomycota; Eurotiomycetes; Eurotiales; Aspergillaceae. The transcript has 4 exons. Bases 1 to 624 code for a protein of 207 amino acids. The record is from RefSeq and is a predicted model, not a curated record.
AUGGUGUGGGCGUGGCAACAAUGGCUCUCGCGGCGACCGGAGCGGCGCACCAGCAACAAUUCCCAAUCGUCGUUUAAACAUCUUGGUGAUGCAGCCCUGUAUGAGCCUCUUGAGAGACCAGACGGGAAUUAUCAUUUCGAUGGAAAGAUUCUGAUUAAUUGGGGUGGCAGACAUAUACAUCGCUUACAGGACGAAUACUUCAAAGUUGAUCAGGGCGUACUGGGUGCAGUCAAGAACGGGGUGGAAUAUUCUGUCACCAAGGACGAUGGAGUAUUCCACAUCCCUGCUGGCACGCGCCAUCGAUUCUGGUCUCAUAAAUCAGGCACGGAAACUCUCGUCUUCUCCGUAUGGUUGGAUCCAUGUCAGAACGAUGAUCAUAUCCUUGAUGUUAACUUCCUCCGCAACCUUUCGGGUUAUGUGGAUGAUUGCCUCAAGGCUGGCCUGAAGCCAUCCGUUCUUCAGAUCAUUCUGUUCACUGAGCACGCAUCCUCCCUCUUGUGCCCUCCAUUCCUGAACUGGAUGCCGGUGUGGUUGCUUAUUCCAGUGCACCGUGGGCUUGCCUGGUUUGCAGAGAGUGUGUUAGGGUAUGAGAAGUCGUACCCCGAAUACACCAGAAAUUCAUGA